This is a messenger RNA of Boeremia exigua, 1023 nucleotides long. RefSeq names its product Alpha/Beta hydrolase protein. The record is from RefSeq and is a predicted model, not a curated record. The transcript is spliced from 6 exons. The coding region runs from base 1 to 1023 and encodes 340 amino acids. Gene Ontology annotation, molecular function: hydrolase activity. NCBI's taxonomy places the organism in Eukaryota, Fungi, Ascomycota, Dothideomycetes, Pleosporales, Didymellaceae.
AUGCCAGUCGAUUCGAUCCGCCCCGGCGACGAUCCGCGUGUGCAGCACCGCUACGCCGUGCUCAAUGGCGUGAAGUACCACUACCUGUACGCCGAGCCCGAGGGGGGGAAGUGGAGCGACACUGUUGUUUUGAUCCACGGAUGGCCCGAUCUCUCGAUCGGCUGGCGCUACCAGAUCCCCAUGCUGCUGGGCCUUGGGUUCAGGGUUGUCGCGCCGGACAUGAUGGGGUACGGGGGGACGGACGCGCCCCAGGUCCCGCCAAACUCUAUAACCCUCUACGGGCUGAAACGCGCCUCGGAUGAUAUCGCCGCGCUCGCGAAGGAAGUAAACGCGCCGCGCAUCAUCCUGGGCGGCCACGACUGGGGCGGCUCCGUAGUCUGGCGCGCCGCAGCGUACUACCCGCAGCUCAUCACCCAUGUGUUCUCCGUGUGCACGCCCUACACCGCGCCCCACAAGCACUACAUCUCCACCGAGCAGCUCGUCAGCGGCCCGCUGCCGCAGUUCGCGUACCAGAUCCACCUCGCGUCGGGCGAGAUCGAGAAGAGCGUCACGGACGCGGCGGCCAUACGGCAGUUCCUCAAGGGCGUGUAUGGGGCGCGGGGGCCGGGGGGGGAGGUGGUGUUCGACCCGCUCAAGGGGAUUGAUGUGGAGGGGUUGGGGCGGGUGGGGGAGAGCCGGGUGUUGAAUGGGGAGACCCUCGACUUCUACGUCCAACAAUACGCCAUCCACGGCAUCCACCCAACCCUCAACUGGUACCGCCAGCGCUACACAAACUGGGAAGAAGACCAGGCGCUCCUCGCCAAGAAGACCCUGCACCAGCCCGUCCUCUUCAUCCAGGCCGCCUACGACUCGGUCCUCAAGCCCGAGAUGUCGGCUAGCAUGGACAGCCUGAUUCCGCGCCUCACGCGCGCCGAGGUCGCGGCCACUCACUGGGCGCUGACGCAGAAGCCGGCGGAGGUGAAUGCGCUGAUUCGCGGGUGGUUGGAGAAGGAGGGUCUGGUGCGGGCGAAGAGCGCGUUGUGA